Coregonus clupeaformis (lake whitefish) is the source of this 1369-nucleotide messenger RNA. Its product is annotated as complement component 1 Q subcomponent-binding protein, mitochondrial. The coding region runs from base 152 to 1009 and encodes 285 amino acids. Gene Ontology annotation, cellular component: mitochondrial matrix. NCBI's taxonomy places the organism in Eukaryota, Metazoa, Chordata, Actinopteri, Salmoniformes, Salmonidae. The transcript has 6 exons. Gene Ontology annotation, biological process: cytosolic ribosome assembly. The record is from RefSeq and is a predicted model, not a curated record.
AGGUUGAGGAGGUCAAGGUGUCCUUCCACACGUGUGUUUCCAGGCAGGCUGUGAUCUGUCUGUAACGUCAGUAGCUGGUAACUGGAACUUGGGGCUUAUCAAACCCUUGUAUUUUUUUUUAUUUACUAGUCAAAUUGACCAGGUUAUAAUCAUGUUAAAGACGCUUUCCCGAGCGGUGAGUACCGCAGUUCGAAUGUCUACAACGUCCUCGGCUCGAGUUCUCCAGCCUCUUACGAGGUCGGCGUUAUGCUCUCCAAACUCGGGAACAAUCCGGCCUUUCACCCGGUCUCUCUGGAUGAUGAGCAAUAAUGGUGCAGCAUCCGGGUACAGACCAAAACUCUUCAGUUCAAAAGGACCGAGUGCUGUAUCCUGUGGAUGUGAAUCGCUACAUACGGAAGGAGACAAAGCCUUUGGAGAUUUCCUGUCUGAUGAAAUUAAAGAAGAAAAGAAGAUCCAGAAAAGCAAGACUCUUCCCAAGAUGUCUGGAGGGUGGGAGCUAGAGCAGAACGGCACAGAAGCCAAACUCAUCAGGACAAUCUCUGGAGAAAAAGUGACUGUCACAUUCAACGUCAACAACAGUGUUCCCCCUAACUUUGAAGAGGAGGCUGAACAAGCACAGGGACAGAAGUCGGCAGAAAGUGAGCCAGAUAUUGUGUCAACACCCAACUUUGUUGUCGAGGUGACGAAACAGGCAGUAAAACAUUCCUUGGUGUUUGACUGCCAUUAUCCUGAAGAUGAGGCAAGCCAUGGGGAAGAGGAGAGUGAUAUCUUUGCCAUACGUGAGGUCAGUUUCCAGCCUGAGGGAGAAGGAGAGUGGAAGGAGACGGCCUACACACUCGACACAGACUCUCUGGACUGGGCCCUGUAUGACCACCUGAUGGACUUCCUGGCUGACCGCGGGGUUGACAACACGUUUGCUGAUGAACUGACGGAGCUGAGCACUGCCAUGGAGCAUCACGAAUACAUCAAGUUCCUGGAGGACCUUAGUGGCUUUGUCAAAUGCAAUUAAUGUAUAGAUGGAAUAAAAUUCAUCAAAGUUAGAUUUCUAAUUUCAGUAAGACACAAUCCCCCUCUAGAUUGAAAAUACAAAGAAAUGGAAACAAAUGAAAAAUAUUUAAUUUUUGGGGUGUUGUAUUUGUUUCUGCCACUUUGAACAAUUUAACUACUUUGCUGCAAAUGUUAAUGGUGCAACUUGCAAAUGAGUCUGUAUUUAACUGAAAAUUAAGUUAAUAUGAAGGCUGUCUGUGUCACUUGUCAACGUUAUGGAAGAAUCUUUAAAUGUUUCACCACACAAGUUAGUAUCAAUGACAAGUGUGGUUAGGCAUGAUUUUAUUUCCGACAUCUUUUUGUAAUAAAAAGGAGCAAGUAA